GCACAGCCUAUUGAUUGCGGCGUGGUCCCCGGCCGUGCGGUUGGGCUGGUGUCUGCUCGAGUACUAAGGAGAUCCCUACAAAGAGUGCGUCCCUGAUUCCGCUGAAAGGACCUGAGGGAGAGAGGGAGAGAGAGAGAGAGUUCGUACGCCCGCAUUCACUUCGACCUGAGACAACCGUACGUAGCCGCAGCAAGACCCGCUCUACGAUGGAAGGUGCCGAAGGCUCCCUCAACAGUUCCAACGCCUCGUCCUCGGUGGCUGCAGCCGACUUCCCGACCUACAAGCAGGGCCCGCUCGUCACCCUGGUGUUCAUCGUGGGCUACACGCUGUGCUUCGUCCUGUGCGUGGUCGGCAACACGUUCGUCUGCGUGAUCGUGGCCAAGUACCACAACCUGCACACCGUCACCAACUUCUUCAUCUUCAACCUGGCGGCUGCAGACCUGCUGGUGGCGCUGUUCUGCAUGCCCGUCACCCUCAUCAACAACAUCGUCACCGCCUGGCCGUUCGGAGGCGUGAUCUGUAAGCUGUCCCCCUUCAUGCAAGGUGUGUCCAUCGGAGCGUCUAUCUUCACACUGGUCGCCAUAGCGGCAGACAGGUACCUGGCUGUUGUCCACGUCCCCCAGGGAAAGAUCAGCGGCCGUCAGGCGGGGGUGACUAUCGCCGCUAUCUGGCUGCUGGCGGCCGCCAUCAAUAUCCCCCAGGCAGUCGUGCUCGAAGUAGCGCCUCAUGACUUCGGCAACGGGGUAACCGUUUCCGCAUGUCAGGAGGAAUGGCCGAGCAUGAACCACCGCCGUGCCUACACCAUCAUGUUCUUUCUGCUGCUGUUCGUGGUGCCUAUCUCCAUCAUCGCCUACAUGUACGUGCAGGUGGCCAACAACAUCUGGUACCGACCUGUGGCGACGUCCGUGCCGCGUAAACUGGCAGAUCCUCACCAGAAGAAGAAGACGUGGGUGGUGAAGAUGUUAGUGGUGGUGGUGGUCCUGUUCUUCGUGUGCUGGCUGCCGCUGCACCUCAUCACGCUCAUCGGCGACUGGUCCGACCCGUUCGCCAGCCACGCCGAGGUCGUCUUCGUCUACCUCUACCCGAUCGCCCACUGGCUGGCGUACUUCAACAGCUGCAUGAACCCGGUGGUCUACGGGUACUACAACAAGAACUUCCGCCGGCUCUGCGACUCCAAGCUGGGGCGUCAUGCCGGCGACGGGGCGGACCGUGACGACAGGACCAACGGCAACGUCAACGCGACGGAGAACAAGGACAACUACCAGCUGCAGGUCAUCGAGACCGAGCAGACGCAGCCGACCAGACGCACCACCGUGUCAGCCAUCACCAUGGGAACCAUGGCGUCAACGCCUGACAGACCUCAUGCUGACGUAGCCGUGUAGCGGAGCAGUCGACUGUCCAUUAAAUUUGAAAACUGUGUGUUAAAUUUGAAACAAUAAGUGUAUUGUGCAUAUUGCAAGUACCAAAGACAAUGGCUGAAGACGACGCUGCUCGUAUUAUGUGAAACGCGAAGAUUCUCUGUUUCAAAUUCGAAUGGAGAGGCCUCUCUGUUUCAAAUACCAAUUGUCUAGAUCAGGACUUGAAAAGACUUCGGUUCCGUAACUGGGGCACUCUGACUGUUCACAAGGGUUUUCCACUUCUGGCGGUCGUCGGGCAGUCUAGUCAGCUGGGCCGACGUCUUUCCCGUCCAAUCCUUUACAGGAAAAGAGAGAAACAGAAAUGAAAUGCCAAUGUUCCACUUAUCAAUAAAUGUACUCGUUGAUAAUGUUCACCGAAGUCAUCAUCAGGGUAACGUUACGGUAUGUUGGUUAUAGCUAUUUUUCAGGUAAAAUUCAACGUUUUGGUCAUGAAAAUCUCAACUCAAGUUUUCUUUUCAACUACUUUAAACUUGUUGACAAUCGUGUUAAUAUGGUAUACCCCAUCAUCACUUGUUAAUAUGGACAAAUAUCUACA
Messenger RNA from Branchiostoma floridae (Florida lancelet), 1953 nucleotides. RefSeq names its product neuropeptide FF receptor 2-like. Gene Ontology annotation, biological process: G protein-coupled receptor signaling pathway. Gene Ontology annotation, cellular component: membrane. The transcript has 7 exons. The record is from RefSeq and is a predicted model, not a curated record. Lineage: Eukaryota; Metazoa; Chordata; Leptocardii; Amphioxiformes; Branchiostomatidae. Gene Ontology annotation, molecular function: peptide binding; neuropeptide receptor activity. The coding region runs from base 207 to 1382 and encodes 391 amino acids.